Messenger RNA from Solanum pennellii, 3088 nucleotides. RefSeq names its product protein unc-13 homolog. The record is from RefSeq and is a predicted model, not a curated record. Bases 2468 to 2740 code for a protein of 90 amino acids. The transcript has 4 exons. Lineage: Eukaryota; Viridiplantae; Streptophyta; Magnoliopsida; Solanales; Solanaceae.
CCUAGAUUAAUUAGUUGGUUUGGUUUAUAAAAUGUAAAAUUCGACACAAAUGGUUUGAUUUAAUAUUUGAAAAAUCUGAACCAACCCGGUGAUGUACAUCCUUGCAUUUUGCAUAUUGCAUAUUGCGUAUUGCAUAUCGCAUAGCGCGUAUUGUAUAUAGCCUAUGGCAUAUCGUAUAUCGCAUAUCGCAUAUCAUAUAUCGAGAGAUAUAUUGAAAGAGACCAAGAAUUCUCACCAUAUCUUAGAUUCAUGGACCAGUUCAGUAUAGUGGGAUCCUUCAUUCUCAUUUGUUUCCACCGAGAAUUGUUUAUAAAACUCUUUGACCCCCAACUUUGGAGUAUCCUACUUUCACGUAAUUCAAAGGGUUCAACAAGCAAUCAAUUUUUCACGAUCAAGGGUGUGCUACUCUUUGUAGUAGCGGUCCUUAUAUAUCGUAUUAACAAUCAAAAUAUGGUCGAAAGAGAAAAUCUCUAUUUGAUAGGGCUUCUUCCUAUACUUGUGAAUUCCAUUGGACUUAUAAAUGAUACAUUGGAAGAAUCCGUGGGGUUUUCCAAUAUCAAUAGGUUGAUUGUUUUGCUCCUGUAUCUUCCUAAAGAAAAAAAAAGACCUCUGAGUGUUGUUUCCUGAAUCCGAAAGGGAGAACUUGAGUUCUCCCAAUAACUAAAAAGUGUAACAUGCCUGAAUAAAAUCGGGGUUCGCGUUGGUGGAGGAACUGGAUCGGUAAAAAGAGGGAUUCUAGUUGUAAGAAUCUAAUGGAUCUUCUUUUGGUCUCGUCUAUGUGCAUAACUAAACAACCUAAUACCUUAAUCUGUUCUCUCUUUUGAUGUAAAAAUAGGGCAAACUGAUCUGAUCCAUAAUCUCUAUUUUCAAGCAAAUUACAAACAUCAAAUCUAAAUUGUGAGUAUCAAACUAAUUAUCCAUUUUAAUCAAUCUCUUUGAAGCAUUUAUCGGAGAUAAGAAGUAAGAAUCAAGUUUGCAACCAUAAUCAUAUGUUAACCCCAUGCUAAUUAGCCCAAAUCAGUGUAUGAACAACAACAAGACAAAGCAUAACACAAUACGCACUAUAUUAAAUCAAUCCCCAACCCAUAAUUUCACCCUAGACUUUGAGGUUUUAUUCACCCAUCACAAAAUUCAAAUAAAUUAUAACUUUCAUGAAGGAAACCAUGGUUAAUAUGAUAAACAAUUACAAGCAAUACCCUCAAUGAGUUCAACUUCUAUUUGUCAAUUUCAAGAGCAAAAUUGAGAAACCCCAAAACUAGAAAAGUGUUCUUCACAAAAGUAAAAGUGUUUUUCUCCCUAAAAGAUUCAGAAUGUUUUCACACUCAAAAGCUCCGUUAUUUCUCUCUUUUUUGGGCUAGUAAUAGUUUCCAAAAAUUUGGUCAAAACUCUUUGCGUGACCCAUUUGCGACAUUACUCGGGCUAGCCGAACACAUUUGACGGAUCACCGAUUACUCUUUAGCUUGCCUUUUUCUUGCUUUAGGCUUCAAGUGUUUGAACCUCAGUUGACAAGCUUGUUUAAGUUUGCCUUUCAUGUUUGGCAGAUUAUCGAGUACCACCUAUGUUUGCCUUUUGACGCUUAAAUUUUCUCUCCAAGCACUAUUACCUUUGGCGAUGGUCAUGUCACUUGGGAGAUAUCCACUAUGCAUUAUGUGAUCAACAAUGUGGAGUUUACGCUUUUUUUCAUGCUUUUGGCCAUUUUUUCUAACAUGUAUCCUUGCCUUGUCCCUUAGCCUUUGUAGCUGCAAAUCAUCAAAAUAUCAUUAGAGUAGGAAACAAUUAGGCGUUGAAGACACUAAUUGUUGAACUACCUUAGCCUCAAAUGAGUGUAAAUCUACCACUUAUCAACUCCCCCAACUUAAACAAUUGCUUGUUUUCAAGUAAAUCAAGAACACAAUUAGUUCAAGAAGAAUGUCUACAACAGUUCUCAAUGAGAGCUAACAUGCAAGUGCCUUUACAAGACUACUCUCAAUAACAUAUUACACUACAUCAUGAUCAAAAAAGUUCAAAUGAUUACUAGCCUGUAUUAAAUCAAGCUCGAGCUCACUAUAACUUCUUUUUAAAUGCGAGAGCAUGCUUCAACAAAUGCAUUCCAGUGCCCUCACAUAAAAAAUGAUUUCAUACUCUCACAAAGAAAAUAAAUAAAGAAGUAGGAAUCAACACAACUCUCACUCUCUCAAAAGAAAAAUACUGUAAUAUCCCAUAUUUUAAACAAGGAAAAAUACUUUAAUAUCCCAUAUUUUAAACAAGGACAUGUUAGCCAUUAGCCAAAUAUAUAAAAAAUUCCAAUGGGCUUUAGCCCAUCAGAAACCUAUUUAGGGAAAAAUUAAAUUAUCUAAAGUGAUUAUUGGAGUUACAGAGUUUCAUCAGCAACUCUCUUUUUUUUUUUGACAAAAGGUAACAAAUUUCGUCAGCAACUCUUGGAAAGGAAGAAAGAGUACAUUCUUUGUGUCUCUUCUUGUGAAGGAGCAUGAAGAUGUUUAAAACAAAGAAAAAUAAUUACAUGGAGAAGAAGUGGAACUCUUGUUAUUGCAUAUCACUCGAGAGACGAGCUUGGCAUUUCAGCACGAGUAGUGAUGUUGAAGAAAUUUUGGAGCUUCUUAAGUCCAUAUGGCGUAUUUUGGGAAUCGCAGAAACCAUCCACUGCACGUGCUAUGCUUGGUUAUUAUUUCGACAGUUUGUCAUCACGGGAGAGCAAAUGAUGAUGCAAUAUGUCAUUGAACAGUUAAAAAAAUACCAUUAAACCGCAAGAGAGAAUGCACUUGAAGAGUUUGCAUUGUUGAGUUGAAAGGGAAAAGGGAUCCCAAGAGUUGACUCUCUUUUAGUCUUUCUUGUUGCCAAUUUCAAAAUGGCCUGAUAAGUAGUUGGGAGACUACCAUCUCAAUUAUGAUGAGGUUUGUGCACAAUUAUAUUUUACUUUGAUUAGGCGAUUGCAAAUCUUGUGCGCAUGACAAGUCAUUUGGUUUAACUUACAUUUACACGUCUUUUCCGGCCUCAAAAUUUUUGUUUGUGGUAGAUCAACUCAAGCUUGUACUAUAAACUCUGUUUAGCAAUUUAAAACUAAGAAACUAACUUCUAUAUUUACUGUUUA